Molecule: messenger RNA, 3041 nt
Organism: Acipenser ruthenus (sterlet)
Lineage: Eukaryota; Metazoa; Chordata; Actinopteri; Acipenseriformes; Acipenseridae
Product: nucleolar GTP-binding protein 2-like
Exons: 16
Coding region: 151-2343 (730 amino acids)
Cellular component (GO): nucleolus
Molecular function (GO): GTP binding
Source: RefSeq, a predicted model, not a curated record
CCCUUGUCUGAUGACGCUCUUUCCUGGGUCAUGGUGAGUCGUCAACACGUGUACUCGUAUGGUUAGAAGAGUAAGCGUCUGGAAGUUUGCAAAACAACGUUUAUUUUGUUAUUUUUUCACCUAGAAGCUCGUCUAGAACCGGCCGCCAAAAUGGUGAAGCCACAAUACAAGGGGAGAAGCUCCAUUAACCCCUCUACUUCCAGCAGUAACCCAGAUCGACCUAAGGGUGUUGGAGGUAGUCAUAUGAGGGACCGGGCAACCGUCAAGCGCCUGAAUAUGUACAGGCAGAAAGAACGUCGAAACAACCGGGGGAAAGUCAUUAAAACUCUGCAGUACCAGUCUACAGUGGCACCUGGAACCGUAGCAAGAGUAGAGCCAAAUAUUAAGUGGUUUGCUAACACAAGGGUCAUCAAGCAAUCAUCUCUGCAGAAGUUUCAAGAUGAAAUGGAUCGAGUGAAGAAGGACCCAUACAGAGUAGUGAUGAAAAAGAGCAAGCUGCCGAUGUCUCUCUUGCAAGACAGAAUCAAAUCUCAUAACUCAAAAGUACACAUUUUAGACACGGAGACCUUUGAAACAACGUUUGGUCCUAAAGCCCAGAGGAAAAGACCAAGCCUGUCUGCAGCUGAUGUGCAUGAUCUGGUGGAGAAAGCUGAGGCUUCUGCAGAUAAAUACAGCGAGGACAAAGAUAAGGAUCUGGUGACGGAGGACACUGGAGUAAGGGAUGAAGUCCAAGAGGAAAUCUACAAAAAGGGGCAAUCAAAAAGGAUCUGGGGUGAACUUUAUAAGGUAUUGGAUUCAUCCGAUGUUAUAAUUCAAGUGCUGGAUGCCAGAGACCCCAUGGGAACGCGUUCUCGUAGCAUUGAGUCAUAUUUAAAGAAGGAGAAACCUUGGAAACAUUUCAUGUUCGUGCUUAAUAAAUGUGAUCUCAUCCCCACCUGGGUCACGAAACGCUGGGUUGCAAUCUUAUCAAAGGAAUAUCCCACACUUGCUUUUCAUGCCAGCCUAACAAACUCCUUUGGAAAAGGUGCCCUGAUUCAACUCUUAAGGCAGUUUGGAAAGUUGCAUACUGACAAGAAACAGAUCAGUGUUGGUUUCAUCGGUUAUCCAAACGUUGGCAAGAGCUCUGUGAUAAACACGCUGCGUUCCAAGAAGGUCUGCAAUGUGGCCCCCAUCGCAGGAGAAACAAAGGUCUGGCAGUACAUCACCUUGAUGCGUCGUAUUUACUUGAUUGAUUGCCCUGGGGUUGUCUACCCAUCCGGUGACACUGAAAGCGAUAUAGUGUUAAAAGGAGUGGUUCAGGUUGAAAAAAUCAAGAGCCCAGAAGACCACAUUGCUGCAGUGCUGGAAAGAGCAAAACCAGAGUACAUUCAAAAAACAUACCGUGUUGAUUCCUGGGAGUCACCCGAGAACUUCUUGGAAAAGCUGGCAUUUAGGAUGGGAAAACUCUUAAAGGGUGGAGAACCUGACUUGCAGACUGUAUCAAAAAUGGUUUUGAAUGACUGGCAGAGGGGCAGGAUCCCCUUUUUUGUGAAGCCCCCAAAUGCAGAGCCAGGUUCAGAGCCUCAAGCAGGUAUCGAAGCUGCCAAGAGUACCCAAGAGGUCAGCAACCCAGAAAAGGAACCAGAAACGGCAGAGGCUGAUAACAAAUCAGCCGAAGCAAAGCAAGACACAGAAAUCCAGCAGAUCAUGAUGGCACACGUACGGCAGAACUUUGGUAAAAUUAACGUAGUCCCUGAAUUCACGGAGCAGGACCUGGUGCCUGUGGAGAUGUCAGAUAUGUCGGAAGAGGAGUGCUCGGGAGAAGAGGAGGAGGAGGAGGAGGAGGAAGGCACAGAGGGUGAAGAGGAAGAUGAGAGUCCUGAAAACAAUGAGGUUCAGGAGGGACACAAACUCGAAGGCGACCAGUCUGCUCAGACAACACCCAAAGCAAAGGGCAAAGAGAGGAGCUCCAAAGAGGUGAUUCGUGAGCUGGAUGAAAAGAUCAACAAAUACAAAAAGUUUUUGGAUCAAGCCAAGUCCAAGAGAUUUUCAGCCAUAAGAAUACCCAAAGGACUCGCUGAAAAGGUAAUCACAAAGACAGAACAGAAACGGGAGUCUCCAGUUGAUUCAAAACCUAAAGUUAUUGCAAAUGCAGGAAAAAAGAGAAAGGCACAGGAUGAUGUUGAAGAACCUCAGGUCAAACUGACUUCAAAGGAGAAGAGAAGAUUAGAAAGGUCCCAGCGUUCAAAGAAAGUGGGGGUUCGAUACUAUGAAACACACAACGUGAAAAACAAGAACAAGAACAAAAAGAAACCAAGCAGCUCAGAAGGAUCCAAAUCUAAGAAAUUCAGACAUAAGUCGUGAGACGCAGCUUCUAAAAAAAAAUAAACUGUAAUGAUGCCUUUAAACCUGUGCUUUUUAAAUGCUUUAAAGAUAUAAAGUAUUUAAGAUCACCGUGACCCUGAUAUAUAAAAUAUAUAUAUCAUUUUUUUGUGUUUUUUUUUUUUUUUUUUUUUUUUUUAAAGGCACACUUCAGAUCAGGAUUUUUACCAAAAUGCUAAGAUAGUUGGAUCUCAGUUUGUUUCUGGGCUAUUGAGAAACAAACAAUACAUCCAAUGUUAUCUAUAUGGUACUCUGGAUAUAAAUACCUGGACAAAACUGUGGGCAACAUAUAUUUAGAGCUACCGGUCAUUAUUGCUAUUCAGAGGAUGUCGAGUCUCAUGCAGGGACAUCAUUGUGUAGUAGAUGCUGCACCCUCAGAACUUGUGUUCUGCUCAUUGUGUUUUCCAGAACAUUACCUAGUUCAAUUCCACACAAUUAAAAUUGAAGCAAAAUACUCAAACAGAUAAGAAAGUUGUAUCUGUUGAAGUUUGCUUCAUGUAAAAAAAAUAAUAAUAGUAAUAUAAAAAGGAAGUCAGAUAUGAAAAACACCUUUAGAUAGUAAAGAACCUGUUUGUUUUAAAAUACUUUUGUAUAAAAUGUAUUUGGGUGACAAAAACAAUCAAGGAGUAUUUUAUAUAAGAAUUUAAUAAACAACAGUAUUACAUAGUGGAAACAAUAAA